GAGUUGGGAACGGAAGUUCAUUUACUGAUCAGAGAGGGCCCUGAGGGGCCGCGCUGCUCCUUCUCCCGCAUUCACUGGGGAGUCUUGCUCUGCAAGUGCAGUUGCAGGCAGUUCGGGAGCACACGCCCCAGACCUGCCGCCUGCCGCUUCUGUGCCUCUGCAUCUGCCACCGUGGGUCCCAAGUUCCAGCGACUCCUGUCCCACACUCCCCGCUUUGCUCCCCGUGUGUCCUGAAGAAAGGGGACCUGCUCCCGAGAUUUUCCACGGUGAUGAUAGCAUUUGAAGACCUGGCUGUGUACUUUAGCUGGGAGGAAUGGCAGAAAAUGAACAAUGCUCAGAAAACCCUGUACAGAGGUGUGAUGCUGGAGACCUACAGCAGCCUCUUCUCCUUGGGGCACUGCAUUACCAAACCUGACUUAAUCUUCAAGUUGGAGCAAGGAGCAGAGCCAUGGAUGGUGGAAGAAUGCCUGAAUCAGAGCCUUCCAGUGGUCGUGAAAAGGGAUCACCUGAUUAGCAUCAACCAGGAAAGUCAGGACAAAAAUCUGAAUCAGGAUUUUAAGAAAAAUAACAAGACAUCAGCUCUCAAGAGAGUUGAAUUAAGAAAAACCAUUACUUUAAAUUCAAGCCAUAUUCCAACACUGAUUAUUAAAAAGGGAACCUAUUCACAAUUGAAGCCCGAGGAAUUCAGUAAAUGUCACACUGUUUAUCCCCACAGUGGGCCUGAUCAACUACAGGAUGGAGAGAAAUUUGAUAACACUAAGAUACCUGGAAAUUCUCUCCAGUUCUGUGAGCCUUUUGGUCAGCAUGACAAGAUUCACAUCAUGAAGCAGCCAUUUGGAACCACUGCACAAGCAAAAUUCUUCACAAGAAUGAUGCUCUGUAAAUCUGAGAGGGUUCCUAUGGCAGAAAACUGUAAUAAAUCAACUGUCACUUUUGGAAAAGUAACUCAAAUAGAAAAAGCUAUCCAUGAAACUUCUAGCCUCAAUAUGCAUCAACAAACUCACACAGGAAAGAAAUUUUAUAAGUACAUUAAGUAUGUUGAACCUGUCAUUCACCAGCCACAACUUGCAAUAAAUCACGGACUAAAUACAAGGGGAAAAUUCUCUAAAGGUAAACCUUGUGAAAAUUCACUCAGUUUUAAUUCACCUUAUGAAUGUAAUGACUGUGGAAAAGGCUUUGGACAAAAGUCAGUCCUAAGGAAACAGAAGCAAAUUCACACUGAGGAGAAACCUCAUGAAUGUAAUUACUGUGGAAAAGCUUUUGGACACAAGUCACACCUCAUAAACCAUCAGCGAAUUCACACAAGGGAGAAACCUCAUAAAUGCAAUGACUGUGGAAAAGCCUUUGGACAAAAAUCACACCUCUUCAUACACCAGAGGAUUCACACAGGGGAGAAACCUCAUGAAUGUAAUGACUGUGGAGAAGCCUUUGGACACAAGUCAGACCUCAUAAUACACCAGCGAAUUCACACAGGAGAGAAACCCUAUGAAUGUAAUGACUGUGGAAAAGCCUUUGGACACAAGUCAGUCCUCAUGAAACAUCAGCGAAUUCACACAGGGGAGAAACCUCAUAAAUGUGAUGACUGUGGAAAAGCCUUUGGACGAAAAUCACACCUCAUCAUACACCAGAGAAUUCACACAGGGGAGAAACCUCACAAAUGCAAUGACUGCAGAAAAGCCUUUGGACGAAAGUCACACCUCAUUAUACACCAUAGAAUUCACACAGGGGAGAACCCUCAUAAAUGCAAUGACUGUGGAAAAGCCUUUGGACACAUGUCAUACCUCCUCAUACAUCAGCGAAUUCACACAGGGGAGAAACCCCAUGAAUGUAAUGACUGUGGAAAAGCCUUUGGACACAAGUCAGACCUCAUGAAACAUCAGCGAAUUCACACAAGGGAGAAACCUCAUAAAUGUGAUGACUGUGGAAAAGCCUUUGGACAAAAAUCACACCUUAUCAGACACCAGAGAAUUCACACAGGGGAGAAACCUCAUAAAUGUAAUGACUGUGGAAAAGCCUUUGGACACAAGUCAGACCUCAUCAUACACCAGCGAAUUCACACAGGGGAGAAACCUCACAAAUGCAAUGACUGCGGAAAAGCCUUUGGACGAAAGUCAAACCUCAUCGUACACCAGAGAAUUCACACAGGGGAGAAACCUCAUAAAUGCAAUGACUGUGGAAAAGCCUUUGGACACAAGUCAUACCUCCUCAUACAUCAGCGAAUUCACACAGGGGAGAAACCCCAUGAAUGUAAUGACUGUGGAAAAGCCUUUGGACACAAGUCAGUCCUCAUGAAACAUCAGCGAAUUCACACAGGGGAGAAACCUCAUAAAUGUGAUGACUGUGGAAAAGGCUUUGGACAAAAAUCACACCUCAUCAUACACCAGAGAAUUCACACAGGGGAGAAACCUCAUAAAUGUAAUGACUGUGGAAAAGCCUUUGGACAAAUGUCAGUCCUCAUGAAACAUCAGCGAAUUCACACAGGGGAGAAACCUCAUAAAUGUGAUGACUGUGGAAAAGCCUUUGGACACAAGUCAAACCUCAUCGUACACCAGAGAAUUCACACAGGGGAGAAACCUCAUAAAUGUAAUGACUGUGGAAAAGCCUUUGGACACAAGUCAGUCCUCAUGAAACAUCAGCGAAUUCACACAGGGGAGAAACCUCAUAAAUGUGAUGACUGUGGAAAACCCUUUGGACACAAGUCAGACCUCAUCAUACACCAGUGAAUUCACACAGGAGAGAAACCCUAUGAAUGUAAUGACUGUGGAAAAGCCUUUGGACACAAGUCAGACCUCAUCAUACACCAGCGAAUUCACACAGGGGAGAAACCUCACAAAUGCAAUGACUGUGGAAAAGCAUUUGGACGAAAGUCACACCUCAUCAUACACCAGCGAAUUCACACAGGGGAGAAACCUCACAAAUGCAAUGACUGUGGAAAAGCCUUUGGACACAAGUCACACCUCAUUAUACACCAGAGAAUUCACACAGGGGAGAAACCUCAUAAAUGCAAUGACUGUGGAAAAGCCUUUGGACGAAAGUCAUACCUCCUCAUACAUCAGCGAAUUCACACAGGGGAGAAACCCCAUGAAUGUAAUGACUGUGGAAAAGCCUUUGGACACAAGUCAGUCCUCAUGAAACAUCAGCGAAUUCACACAGGGGAGAAACCUCAUAAAUGUGAUGACUGUGGAAAAGGCUUUGGACAAAAAUCACACCUCAUCAUACACCAGAGAAUUCACACAGCGGAGAAACCUCAUAAAUGUAAUGACUGUGGAAAAGCCUUUGGACACAAGUCAGUCCUCAUCACACACCAGAGAAUUCACAUGGGGCAGAAACCUCAUAAAUGUAAUGACUGUGAAAAAGUCUUUGGGCAAAAGUCACACCUCAUCAUACACCAGCAAAUUCACACAGGGGAGAAACCUCAUAAAUGUAAUGACUGUGGAAAAGCCUUUGGACACAAGUCAUACCUCCUCAUACACCAGAGAAUUCACACAGGGGAGAAACCUUAUAAAUGUAAUGACUGUGGAAAAGCCUUUGGAUGAAAGUCAUACCUCAUCAUACACCAGAGAAUUCACACAGGGGAGAAACCUCAUAAAUGUAAUGACAGUGGAAAAGCCUUGGAUGAAAGUCACACCUCAUUGUACACCAGAGAAUUCACACAGGAGAGAAACCUCUUAAGUGUAAUGACUGGAAAAGCCUUUGGACACAAAUCACACCUCAUAUUACACCAGAGAAUUCACAUGACGCAGAAAACUCAUGAAUAUAAUAACUGUGGAAAAGCCUUUGGAUGAAAGUCACACCUCAUCAUACACCAGAGAUUUCACACAGGGGAGAAACCUCAUAAAUGUAAUGACUGUGGAAAAGCCUUUGGACAAAUGUCAGACCUCAUGAAACAUCAGCAAAUUCACACAGGAGAGAAACCCUAUGAAUGUAAUGACUAUGGAAAAGCUUUUGGCCAUAAGUCAGUCCUCAUGAAACAUCAGCAAAUUCACACAAGGCAGAAACCUCAUGAAUAUAAUGACUGUGGAAAAGACUUUUUAUGAAAGUCACACCUCAUACCACAAGAGAAUUCACAGAGGGGAGAAACCCCAUGAAUUUAAUGAGCGGGGGAAAGCGUUUGGACAAAAGUCAGUCUUUAGGAAACAUCAGAGAAUACACAGGGGAGAAACCUCAUGAAUGUAAUGACUUUGGAAAAGCCUUUGGACAAAAGACAAACCUCAUAUCAUAGUAGAGAAUUCACACAGGGUAGAAAACUCAUGAUUGUAAUAACUGUGGAAAAGCAUUUAGCCAUAAGUCAACCUUCAUCAUGCAUCAGAGAAUUCACACAGGGCAAAAUCCUUGAGAAUGUAAUGACUGGCAAAGCCUUUGGACAAAAGUCAAACCUCAUAAUGCACCAGAGAAUGCACACAGUGUUGAAACUUCAUGAGUGUAGUGACUAUGGGAAAACUUUUGGUCUUAAGUUCCAACUCCAACUGCAUCAGAGGAUUCACACAGGGAAAUAACAUUAUAAAUGUAAUGGCUGUGGAAAAGCCUUUUUCUAUAAAUUAUACCUCAUAUCAAAACAGAAUUCACACAGGGAAGAAACCUUAUGAAUCUAAUGAGUGUGGGAAAGCCUUUUGUUCUAAAUCAUAGCUCAUAUCACACCAGAGAAUUCACACUGGGGAGAAACGUCAUGAAUGCAAUGACUAUAGAAAAGCCCUUGGCAAUAAGUCACAUCUCAGAAUGCGUCAGAAAAUUCACAUGAAGAGAAACCUUUUGGACAUAAUGACUUGGAAAGCUUUUUCCCAUAAUGCAGUCCUCAUUGCACAUCAUCUAAUUCAUAUGGGGGAAAACACUUUGGAUCUAAUGCAUAUGGAAAAGCCUUUAUCCAUAAGUUAACACCUCAUAAAACAUCAGAAUUCACAUGGGGGAGAAACCUUAUGAAUGGAAUGAGUGUUGGAAAACUCUACCAAAAUCACACAAUAUAACAUCAGAAAAUUGAUUACAUGAUAGAAAUCUUGUAAUAAGUGUGGGAAAGCCUUUUGUCAGAAGUAAUACCUCAUAACACAUGUAGUUUGAACAAGGGAGAGAACUUUUUCCAAAAUCAACAUAACCGUGUGACAGAGCCUUUUGCUGGAAAUUACAUCCCAUACAAUAGGCACUCCCAUAAGGAAGAAAGAUUAGGACCAGCGCUGUGGCACAGUAGGUUAAAGCCCUGGCCUGAAGCACUGGCAUACCAUGUGGGCACUGGUUCUAGUCCUGGCUGCUGCUCUUCUGAUACAGCUCUCUGCUAUGGCCUGGGAAAGCAGUAGAAGAUGGCCCUGCACCCACAUGGGAGACACAAAAGAAGCUCCUGGCUACUGGCUUCUGAUUGCUGCAGCUCCAGCCAUUGCAUCCAUCUGGGGAGUGAACCAGCAAAUGGAAGACCUCUCUCUCUCUACCUCUCUCUGUAACUCUGUCUUUCAAAUAAAUAAAGUAAAUUGUUAAAAAAGGAAGAAAGGUUAGAAAUAUUAGUGUGAGAAAAAGCCAUUUGUCAGAAAUUGAUCACUAUACAUCAGAGAAUUCACACAAAGGGUUUCUUUGGAGUGUAAUGAAUGUGGAAGUAUAUUUUCAUGGUAUUCAGGCUGUCAUAAAUAUGCAACUCAAAAAAGGUGAUAUCCUUCAAGUGCAGUAGAUAUGAAAAAACCAUAACCAGAAAUUAAACAGGCUCGCACCAUGGUGCAGUAGGAUAAUCCAGUUCUAGUCCCAGCUGUUUCUCUUCCAAUCCAGCUCUCUGCUGUGGUCUAGGAAAGCAGUGGAAGAUGGCCAAAGUGCUUGGGCCCCUGUACCCCUGUGGAGACCAGGAAGAAGCUCCUGGCUCCUGGCUUUGGAUCAGGGCAGCUCUGGCCAUUGUGGCCAUCUGGGGAGUGAACCAACAGAAGGAAGACCUUUAUCUCUGUCUCUCUCACUGUCUGUAACACUACCUAUCAAAUUAAUUAAACAUCAACAAACACCAGAGAAUUCAUACAGCAAAAUGUCAAAUUUAAUGAAUGUGAAAAAAUUGUUCUGCCAUUAAUCAAUUCACAUGAAGAGACUCAGAAAUGAGAAAACAUACAUGCAUAGAAAAGUUAUAUGCCAUACGUCAUCUCUCAAUGGUUACCUGACAACUCACAGAAAGAAAAUAUCCUAUGACUGUAUUGUAUUGGGAAAUACCUUUAUUAUUAGGCAAACUUUCACAAAACAUAUCAAGAUUACAGAGAGAAGUCCCUGAAGUAUAAUUUGUUUGAAAGAAUUCUUUGGUGGAAUCACACCUUAGUAAGUAUUGGGGCAGUUUUCAUGAUGAAUUGUGACAGAGAGUGGUUAACCGUUCUUCAGAAAUUUUUUCUCUUAUACAACCUGUAGUUUUGGUUUCUCAUUAUUGUGAGUGGGAUCAAGUAUAUGAACUGAACUGUACUCUCUUAUGUAAAUUUUGUUAAUAAAUAUCUAAAAGUUGA
Lepus europaeus (European hare) is the source of this 6446-nucleotide messenger RNA. RefSeq names its product zinc finger protein 271-like. The record is from RefSeq and is a predicted model, not a curated record. The transcript has 4 exons. Gene Ontology annotation, molecular function: DNA-binding transcription factor activity, RNA polymerase II-specific; RNA polymerase II cis-regulatory region sequence-specific DNA binding. Lineage: Eukaryota; Metazoa; Chordata; Mammalia; Lagomorpha; Leporidae. Gene Ontology annotation, biological process: regulation of transcription by RNA polymerase II.